UCAUUUUCCUGAAAUGAAAGUUUGAGUCGGAGCAGCGCGGCGGUUUGUGUCUGAGAGGAUCUGAUCUUCCUCAAACACAGGGUGCAGACAUGUCUGCUGCCAGCAAUCUGCCAUCUGAAGAUCAGUUUCUGUGCUCCAUCUGUCUGGAUGUGUUCACUGAUCCAGUCACCACACCAUGUGGACACAACUACUGCAAAAAAUGCAUCACUCGGCACUGGAGUAAUACCGACCAUUACUUCUGCCCGAUGUGUAAAAGGGUUUUUCAAACUAAACUUGUGCUCCAUGUCAACACCUUCAUCUCUGAGAUGGUCGCUCAGUUCAGACAUGAAACUCAGCAGAAAUUCAGCAGCAGCAGCUCAAAGCAACAAGCUGCCAAACCUGGAGAAGUUCUCUGUGACGUCUGCACUGGAACCAAACUGAAGGCCCUGAAGUCCUGCCUGGUGUGUCUGACCUCCUACUGUCAGACUCACCUGGAGCCUCAUCUGACAGCUUCACGUCUGAAAAGACAUCAGCUGAUGGAGCCUGUGGAGAACCUGGAAGGCAGGAUUUGUAUGAAGCACGAUAAACAUCUGGAGCUGUUCUGUAAGACCGACCAGACAUGUGUCUGCGUGCUCUGCUCUAUUUCAAACCACAAGAACCAUGAGUUUGUUCCUCUGAGAGAAGAAUCUGAAGGAAAGAAGGCAGAGCUGAGGAAGACAGAGGCUGAAAUUCAGCAGAUGAUCCAGAAGAGACGACUGAAGAUCGAGGAGAUCAACAAGUCAGUGAAGAUGAGCAAAGAUGCUGCAGACAGAGAGAUAGCAGAAGGUGUUCAGGUCUUCACUGCUCUGAUGGAGUCUGCUGAGAGAGGCCUGAAGGAGCUCAUAGAGGAGAUCGAAGACAAACAGGAAACAACAGAGAAACAGGCUGAAGGUUUCAUCAAAGAUCUGGAACAGGAAAUCUCUGAGCUGAUGAAGAGAAGCUCUGGGGUGGAGCAGCUCUCACAGUCUGAAGACCACCUUCACCUCCUCCAAAGCUUCUCAUCUCUGAAAGCUGCUCCACCCACCAAGGACUGGACAAAGGUCAGCGUCCAUCCAUCACAUGAGGGGACUGUGGUGAGAGCUGUGGCUCAACUGGAGGAGAGACUCAGGAAAGAGAAGAAGAAGCUGCUUGAGGCUGAGCUGAAGAGGUUCCAGCAGUAUGCAGUGGAUGUGACUCUUGAUCCUGAUACAGCAAAUCCUGAACUCAUCCUGUCUGAUGAUGGAAAACAGAUGAAUCAUGGGGGUGAGAAGAAGAAUCUUCCAGAUAAUCCAGAGAGAUUUUCUUACUGUGUUUGUGUUUUAGGAAAGCAGAGUUUCUCUUCAGGCAGAUUUUACUUUGAGGUUCAGGUUAAAGGAAAGACUGACUGGGAUUUAGGAGUGGCCACAGAGUCGAGCAAAAGGAAGGGAAACAUCAGACUGAAACCUCAGGAUGGUUUCUGGACUGUGUGGCUGAGACAUGGAAAUGAGUACAAAGCUCUUGCUGGCCCUUCAGUCCGUCUCUGUCUUCAGUCUGCUCCUGAGAAGGUGGGGGUGUUUGUAGAUUAUGAGGAGGGUCUGGUCUCCUUUUAUGAUGUAGAUGCUGCAGCUCUGAUCUACUCCUUUACUGGCUGCUCCUUCACUCAGGAACUCCAUCCAUACUUCAGUCCCUGCAAUAAUGAUGGUGGUAAAAACUCUGCUCCUCUGAUCAUCAGUCCUGUCAAUCACACUAAGUAGAGACUGAUCUGAUAUAGAAGCAGCUCUCUGGGUCUGUUUUCUCUUCUGAUUCUGAUUGAUUGCUUUUUGUUAUUAUAUCAUUUUGAUGCUUAAGUGAUCUCACAGUUACAGCACAUGUUUUUCCAUGCUGAUUUUAAC
This is a messenger RNA of Archocentrus centrarchus (flier cichlid), 1868 nucleotides long. Its product is annotated as zinc-binding protein A33-like. Gene Ontology annotation, biological process: protein ubiquitination. The transcript has 2 exons. Lineage: Eukaryota; Metazoa; Chordata; Actinopteri; Cichliformes; Cichlidae. Bases 90 to 1730 code for a protein of 546 amino acids. The record is from RefSeq and is a predicted model, not a curated record. Gene Ontology annotation, molecular function: zinc ion binding; ubiquitin-protein transferase activity; protein binding.